AUGUGCGGCGAAAAGACAAUACUAUGGGGAAACUUGAUGGGCGGCUUCGACGUUGCCUUCGAACACGAAAACACCGACACAGUCCGUUCUGCGCGCAACGCAGCGCAGUGCAUCGAAAUCCUCUGGCUGUGUCUUUUACAAAAGAGCUGGGACGACAGCGACGCUCGGUUCUACGAGAUGGCACUGAACCUAUUUUCGUCGGGCUCGAAGAAAGAGACGCUUCGAAGAUUUCGCGUGCUCAAGGAGGUUUGCGUGCGUGCAUUGCUAGUACUCGUUAUUAGUAUGGCGAUAUACCGAUUCAACAGGGAUCACUGGAGACUGGAAAACAGUGAUUGGGAUGCAUGGAUACUUGUCAUUCUCAUCUUCUCGCUCUUUUUUGUAAUGGCGUUCCUCAACCCGCCCGAAGGAUUUGCCGAAGGUAGGCAACAGCUGCUUCGAAAGGCUCUGAUCAACAACAUCAACCUCGUCCGCCUCCGUGGCGCGACCGACUUGCGAGACAAGGUUUUUGCAUUGUAUGGCGCAUUCCAAGCUCUCGGUAUCACCUUGGACGACCCAGAAUAUGAACACAGCACCAUUGCUGACGUCUAUUUUCGUUUUGCACGACGCAUCGUCGAGUGGCAGAACAAUCUGGAUAUACUAAUCGAAGCUUCGUUGCCCUCGUAUCCAGGAACACCUACUUGGGUGCCUGAUUUGAGCAGAGAGUAUCACAGAUGGGAGGUGCAGCAUUUCAAGGCUGCCGGAAAUUCAGCGCCUAAUUUCACAUAUUUGAUCAGGAUACUGCGAGUCGCAGGACUACUUGUGGAUAUGGUAACUGAAACCUGGGCGGCGGAGUGCCAAUGGAAACUCGGCUUCUUAACAGAUGAGAAGGGAUAUGAGGGGAUCACUCCAGGCCCUGUACAGGCUGGUGAUCUGAUAGUAUUGAUCUCUGGUCUGCGGGUGCCCAUGGUACUCCGCGGCGUGGGUGAAGGCUAUCAAGUCAUUGGGAUGGCCGAGGUGAAGGGAAUCAUGGAUGGCGAAGCUUGGGAUGACAAAGUACUCAAAACUAUGUUUGACUUAGUGUAG
Alternaria arborescens is the source of this 1062-nucleotide messenger RNA. RefSeq lists its product as hypothetical. The transcript has a single exon. Bases 1 to 1062 code for a protein of 353 amino acids. NCBI's taxonomy places the organism in Eukaryota, Fungi, Ascomycota, Dothideomycetes, Pleosporales, Pleosporaceae. The record is from RefSeq and is a predicted model, not a curated record.